AUGGGUGCCGCCUGCGGCAAGAACAAGGCAAAACAGCCCAAGAGGGCAGAUCCCAAGGAGUUGGAGGAGAAGAAGCGGAAGGAGGAAGAGGAAAAGGCUGCCGCCGAGGCUGCAGCUCGCGAAGCAGAGCAGCGAGCCAAGGCAGAGGCGGCCCGGGCUGAAGCGGAGGCAGCUGAAGCCAGAGCGCGGGAGGAAGAAGAAAAGGCAAAGGCAGAGGCGGAGGCAGCAGCAGCCGCAGCAGCUGCUGCUGAAGAAGCGCGCAAGGCCGAGGAGGAGGCGCGUCGGCAGAAGGAGGAGGAGGCGAGGAGAGCCCUUGAAGAGCAGCGAAGUGCCCAAGAACAAGCUAGAGAGCCGCAAACUGCAGAGGAAGCCGCUGUUGAACAGGCUGCGGAACAUCCACAAGAUCUGCAGAGUGGCGAAAAGGAAAAGCAGCCUGCAGCCGAAGAUAUUGCCAGCGAGGCCACUAUGGAAACCUCCCGCCCAAUGCACAAGGUAACAGAACCCGACCACGGAGCUGCUCACGGAGGCCGCAAAGUUCGCACCAUCACCCCUUGUGACAUGACAGCGGUGGAUGAAACAAGCAUGUACGUUAGCAAGCGCUGUGGUUGUGACAUCGGGGCCGAACACAACGAGAACUCGUGCCCCGUUUGCCGCUGCAUAGACCUCUCGGACGCUCCUCUUCUGAACUAA
Messenger RNA from Eimeria mitis, 690 nucleotides. RefSeq lists its product as uncharacterized. The coding region runs from base 1 to 690 and encodes 229 amino acids. The record is from RefSeq and is a predicted model, not a curated record. Lineage: Eukaryota; Apicomplexa; Conoidasida; Eucoccidiorida; Eimeriidae. The transcript has a single exon.